This is a messenger RNA of Pestalotiopsis fici W106-1, 825 nucleotides long. RefSeq lists its product as uncharacterized. The transcript has a single exon. The coding region runs from base 1 to 825 and encodes 274 amino acids. NCBI's taxonomy places the organism in Eukaryota, Fungi, Ascomycota, Sordariomycetes, Amphisphaeriales, Sporocadaceae. The record is from RefSeq and is a predicted model, not a curated record.
AUGCCUUACUUCCCAACCAGCACGCUCUCGCCACUACGGCCAGGCUCCUGGCCGGCCUCGCCCGGUCGUCCUACUACUCCCCAGCUGGACGAGGAUGAGUUCACCGACGAGGAUGACCUCGACAUGCCGCUAUUGCAGCGAGACCCUCUAAGGUACUUUCUCACCCCGGCCACACCCGAGGACGAGGACCUCGAGUUCCAGUUCGACUUUGAUGCUGGUAUCGAAGAUGCAAACAAGCCGCAAGAGAUCAUUCGCAGCGUGAGCCCAUCCACCCUCGAUGGUCUCAAGUCAUACAAGGCCAAGGGCAAGGGUGACAAAAAGAACAACAACAGCCAACAUGACUGUGCCAUCCUCGAUAGCGACUCGGACGAUGACGAGGACUAUGUUCGCUUCCGGCCCAGCAAGUCACUCCCGCUUGGUCUUCCCGACCUUGGCAUCGAGAGGCCCAGAUCGGCCGGCGCCUCACCCGGCAGCGGCAGCAGUCUCGAGUCCAUGCUAUCGCCAGACUCAUUCCACGUGGGCUCGCUGCGCGGUCGACCCUCUAAGCGGUUUGCGCCACCGCCGUCUCGACGUACGUUUGGCCACACCCGGUCGCGGAGCGUGCCCCUGCUACGCCGACACUCGUGGCGCGAGCCUAGCCCCGAUGUCUGGUCUAUCGAGGAGGAGCCCGAGAAGGAGACACUGAGCGAGCGGGGCCUCAGCACCGAGGACUUGGAGGCAUACUUCCAGGAGCACAAGACGGCUCCCAUGCAGAUCCCUACCGUCGCGGGCAAGCCGAUCAAGAAGGUCCGCUUUGUGCUGCCAGGCAGGGAAUCUUACCACUAA